Aplysia californica (California sea hare) is the source of this 350-nucleotide messenger RNA. Its product is annotated as RNA 3'-terminal phosphate cyclase-like. Lineage: Eukaryota; Metazoa; Mollusca; Gastropoda; Aplysiida; Aplysiidae. The transcript has 2 exons. Bases 63 to 335 code for a protein of 90 amino acids. The record is from RefSeq and is a predicted model, not a curated record.
UUAUUCAUGAAUUUUUAACAAUUUCUUCUAGGGGCUAUUUUCCUAAAGGUGGAGGUGAGGUGAUGGUCACAUCCCAGCCUACCCAGGGUUUGGUUGGUGUGCCGGAUGCACUCAGCCUCAGAGGAGACUUGUCAAAGGUCUACAGUCGCUCUUUUGUAGCGGGAAAUUUGCCAGCUCAUCUGUCCAACAAGGUGUCCCAGACAAUCGCUCGAUGCGUGCGGCAGAACUUCCCAGGUGUCUCCCUCCAGCAGGACAGCCUCAAGGAACCUGAUGGGGCGGCCAUUGGCUCAGGCCUGGGCACAAUGUACGUAGAUAGUCUCACCUCUUUACUUUGACACACUUGUGUCAUU